Molecule: messenger RNA, 1803 nt
Organism: Penicillium brasilianum
Lineage: Eukaryota; Fungi; Ascomycota; Eurotiomycetes; Eurotiales; Aspergillaceae
Source: the annotation of a GenBank genome assembly
AUGCAGCCCAAAACGACCUUGAGCGCAACAGCCAUUUCCGGUCAAACCUUCGACUUCAUCGUAUGUGGCGGAGGCACCUCCGGAUGUGUCAUUGCAGCAGAACUUGCCUCAAUACCCAAUGUCUCCGUGCUUCUAGUAGAAGCUGGCAGAGAUUCAGGCCUUGCGCCGGACGUUCUAGUGCCCGGCAAGUAUGUCAAGCAGCUUCAAGAGGACAAAGAGGGAUUAUGGGAGUUGGAAACUGUACCUCAGCCACAGUUGAAUGCCAGGAAGCUGGUAUUUCUUAGAGGAAAGCAGCUGGGAGGAAGCUCGGCUGUGAACUACAUGGCGCUUGCCCGAGGCCCAGCGGCUGAUUAUGACGAGUGGGCUAAGAUUGUUGGGGAUCAUGGGUGGAAGUGGGACAGGAUAUUACCCCUGAUGAGACAGCUUGAGGAUUUCGACCCAAAGUUACCUGCACACCUGCAAAAGUUUGCUGCUCCACAGCAUGAAGACCAUGGGAUUUCAGGCCCGCUGAAGAUCGGCUUUGGGGAUGAAAUGGUCCCUGGAAUCGAAACUUUUGUUCAAGCAUGUCUUGAAAAUGGGAUUUCAGUGUGCCCUGAUAUUAAUUCGGGAAACCCAGUGGGCGUGGGAUUGGCUCAAUUCAACGUUCGCAAUGGAGAGAGAUGCUACGCAGCCAAUGCUUUCUUGGGAGAAUCAACUCGGGCAUCACUGGAGAAUCUGAUCAUAGUGACAGACACAGAGUGCGAUCGAGUGCACUGCAAGGACGGAGUCGCUACUGGGGUAGACUUGUAUGACAGACAAACUGGAGCACGAGUCCAUGUCUAUUGUCGCGAGCAGACUGUUCUCUGCGCUGGCACGUUCGGAUCUCCCAGAAUCCUCAUGUUGUCCGGUUUGGGGCCUAGAGAUGACUUGGAGCGACUCGACAUUCCAGUACAAGUUGACUUGCCAGGCUGUGGCCAACACAUGCUCGAUCAUUCCAUAAUCACUUGCGAGUACAAAGUGAACAAUUCCAUCCAUACCCACAAUCAGCUCUUCCUCGACCCGUCCUUGCUUGCAAACGCCGAGGCGCAAUACGCAAAGGACCGCACAGGACCACUCUCCAUGUUUGGAUCGAGUGGUACCUUGACAUUCCCUCGAAUCCAACGUCUCUUCGAUUCCGAGGAGUUUUCUAACCUCAGCAUCAAGCAGAAAACCUUCUUGAUGGAGCCCACCAGGCCCUCCGCUGAGAUUUGGCUCGGAUCAGGACCGUCCGUCUUCCAGGAUGAUCGACCAAGCGAGAGCUACAUGACCCACGAGCUCUUGCUGCAAAACAACCUAUCCCAGGGAACAGUCAUGAUUCGUUCCAAAAAUCCACGGGACCCAUUAAUCGUGAACCCCAACUUUCUGAAUCAUCCGUUCGACCGGCGGAUUGCUAUCGAAACGGUUCGUAUGGCGCUGAAGAUUGCUCGUACCAAGGCCUACCAAGGUACCAUUGAGCGGAUGGUUCAUGGUCCCAACAUCGAUUUCGCAACGGCAGACCUUGACACGGUCAGUGACGACGUGAUGUUGGAUUUCAUUCGCAAGAAUUUGGACCAAGGUUACCACAGCGUGGCUACCUGUCGCAUGGGCAAGGCUAGUGACCCAGAUGCCGUGGUCGACUGGCGUUUCCGAGUCAAGGGCAUGAAAAACCUACGUGUAGCAGACUUGAGUGUGUGCCCUAUUCUCACUUGCAAUCACACCCAGAUAAAUGCAUACUUGAUCGGUCUGCGAUGUGCAAGGGAACUGGUUGCCAAUCAUAAGGCACGGAACCAGCAAGCCAAGCUUUAG